Stylophora pistillata is the source of this 1406-nucleotide messenger RNA. Its product is annotated as vacuolar protein sorting-associated protein 4B. Gene Ontology annotation, molecular function: ATP binding; ATP hydrolysis activity. Gene Ontology annotation, biological process: endosomal transport; vacuole organization. The record is from RefSeq and is a predicted model, not a curated record. NCBI's taxonomy places the organism in Eukaryota, Metazoa, Cnidaria, Anthozoa, Scleractinia, Pocilloporidae.
CUCACGAUGUCUUGAAUAUUGCAUUGACAAUAUGAAUAAAUUGGACAUUUAUGCAGAUGCUGUGGCAUGGUUAGAAGGAGCUGUUUGUGAAAGUCAGAAAAUGGGACAUGUUAAUCUUGAUUCAUUAAUAAGUGAUUGUAAGAACACAUCGCAGUGCAUUCAGAUGCUUUUACCAAUGGAGGAAGACUCACUUAUACUGAAUGCCCUUGAGGAAAUUUCUAUAUCACUGGAAAGUUAUCUUGAGACACUUCACAAGAAAAAGAGGCAGCUUGACUAUGGAUACACUUCAGACUCAGAAAUGAAUCCAGUGAAAAGUGAAAAUAGUGAUUGUAGAAGGAGAAAAGUUGCAAUUCAAGACACAAUUGUUUCUCAUGGUCUUAUUAAAUUCAGUGAUGUUAUUGGCCUUAACGAUGCCAAGCAAGCAUUGAAAGAAGCUAUUGUUACACCACUACAAUUUCCGCACUUUUUUACAGGAGGUCGGCAGCCAUGGCGGCGAAUACUGCUGUAUGGACCACCAGGAACAGGAAAAACAAGACUAGCGCAGGCUGUGGCUUCAGAGAUCAAUUCUGUAUUUUAUAGUGUGUCCAGUUCUGAUCUUGUAUCCAGUUGGGUCGGAGAGAGUGAAAAGCUUAUCAAGGAGCUAUUCCAAAAUGCAAGGAGCCAACAAGUUCAAUCAGUCAUUUUUAUAGACGAAAUUGAUAGUAUCUGUAGAAAAAGAAGUUCGCGGGAAGAAGAGUACACUCGGAGAAUUAAGACUGAGUUAUUAAAACAGAUGGAAGAGGCUGAUAUCCCGGCGUCAAUAAAUCACUUCUUCUUGCUAUGUGCGACCAAUUGUCCUUGGGAACUAGACCCCGCCUUCCUUAGAAGAUUUCAGAGAAGAAUAUACAUUUCAUUACCAGAUAAAGAUGCACGUAUCGCGCUAAUGAAGAUACACUUGGGAGCCACUCCUUCAUCGCUCACUGCGGAGGAUUGGUACCUACUUGGUGACAGGACUGGGGGCUUCUCGGGCAGUGAUUUGUCAAACUGCACCUCGGAUGCCAUGUUUGAGCCAUUACGUGAUCUUGAAAACACCACUCGCUGGAAGAUGAACAAAGAUCUGUUUUACGUACCGUGCUCUGAACUCGAAGACGGCGUCAUACAUUCAUCCAUGAGGGAUCUUCCUUCUCAAAAAAUUCAACCUCGUCAUGUGAGACUUGAUGAUUUCUUGAAAGUUUUAUCGCACAAUACAAGCACAGUAGCCGAAGAAGACCUGGAAAAAUUUGAACAGUUUACCAUAAAUCUUGGACAGAGGGGUUAAACCCGCUAGUUGACCGCGUUACAGGAAAAUCUUAAACUAGUACUGCAAUGAACAAAGUGUGUAACUAAAUCUAACGCCCAGUUAACGUCAGUUUUCGAAUGAACAUCGA